Molecule: messenger RNA, 4770 nt
Organism: Gadus chalcogrammus (walleye pollock)
Lineage: Eukaryota; Metazoa; Chordata; Actinopteri; Gadiformes; Gadidae
Gene: spryd3
Product: SPRY domain containing 3
Exons: 11
Coding region: 169-1434 (421 amino acids)
Molecular function (GO): protein binding
Source: RefSeq, a predicted model, not a curated record
AGGCUCCCUUUGAUUGGCUGACUGAAAUCAUGACAAUUUGAUGUCAAUAGGAAGCGACGAAUGCUUAUUUCUUUCCUCCACAUUUUUGUCAGUGUUUGUAUAUAUGGUUUUCCCUGAUAGCUGAUACACAAAAGCGAAUUAAUGCAUUUUUGAACACCGGGAUUUCAGAUGGAUGACAUCAACCUACACCACAGGUUCCUAAAUUGGAGGCGUCGAAUCCGAGAGCGAGAAAUGGGAGAAGUGCGUCCAGCACAAGAACGAUUCAUGAGGUUGCUGAAGAAUGGAGACAUUCUCAGUUACCAAGGGAACUCUGAUGAAGUGGGUUGCUACGUCGCGCCCCAACCUUUAUCAAAGGGAACUUGCUACUUUGAGGUGACGAUAGUGGACACCGGGCUCAGAGGGACCAUCUCAGUGGGCCUGGUGCCCCGGUUCUACCGACUCGACCACCAGCCGGGCUGGCUGCCAUACUCUGUCGCCUAUCAUGCUGUCAAUGGCAAGCUUUACAACGGCAACCCACUGGGGCAGCAGUUUGGCCCUCAAUGUGUCCGUGGCGACCGCAUCGGCUGUGGAAUACACUCCGAGAACCCAGCAGCAGGAAUCACUACCGUCUUUUUCACCAAAAAUGGCAGAGAGGUGGGUUCGGCGGAGGUCCCGGGGACCACAGAGGGCCUAUUCCCCGCUGUGGGCAUGCACUCCCUGGGAGAGGUGGCACGGAUGGACCUGCAGGCCCAGUGGCUCCUGGAGGAGGACGAGAGCAUGAUGAUGGUGGACAGCCACGAGGACGACUGGGGGCGUCUCUUUGAUGUCCGGGCCAGUGGCACGCUGCUGGAGUACGUUGGCAAGGGGAAGAGUAUCAUGGACGUGGGCCUGGCCCAGGCCCGCCAGCCACUCACCACGCGCUGCCACUACUUUGAGGUGGAGAUCGUGGACGCCGGGGAGAAAUGCUACAUCGCCUUGGGCCUGGCUAGGAGGGACUACCCCAAGAACAGACAUCCAGGCUGGAGUCGGGGUUCGGUGGCCUACCAUGCAGACGACGGGAAGCUGUUCCACGGCAGCGGGGUGGGCGAUGCCUUUGGCCCGCGCUGCCUCAAGGGGGACAUCAUGGGCUGUGGGAUCAUGUUCCCACGAGACUACAUCCUGGACGGAGAAGCUGAUGGGGACGACUGGGAACGGCUGGAGGAUCAGCCACGGCAGGAGGGCAUCCAGAAUGUUCUGUACCUGAACGACGAAGGCGAGGAGGAGGAGGAGGAGGAAGGAGACAUGGAGAUGGAGCGGGGACAGGAAGGCAGGAAGGUGGCGGUGUUCUUCACUCGGAACGGCAAGCUGAUGGGCCGCCGGGAGGUGGGUGUCCCCCUGGGGGGCCUCUACCCCACUGUGGGCAUGCUGAGCAGCGGGGAGAAGGUCAAGGUGGACCUGCACCCCCUCAGCGGCUGACCUGGGAGAAGAUGGCGUCCAUGACCUUGCUGUUGUGGUCACCAUGACAACAGCAGCCUGUGGAUUUAGGAGCAUGGAGAACAGGGCGGGGCCCCCCUGAGCAGCUGGAGCCCGCCCACCUGCUGCGAGCCCACGGCAGAGCUAUGCAAUCACCAAGAACCGCCACCUCCUCAUCCUCAUCGGCCCCUCCUCCUGAAGGACCACCACCCUCUGUGAGGCCAGCGGCCCCGAGGGCCACACUUAUCAUAGAAAGGAGGACAACCUUCUCUCGCUGUCUCUGUCUCUCUCUGUCUCUCUUACUCUGUCUCUCUCUGUCUGUCUGUCGCUCUCUCUGUCUGUCUCCCUCUUUCACUGCUUUUCUCUUUCUCUCUUUCUCUCUCUCUCUCUCUUUCUCUCUCUCUCUCUCUCUCUCUCUCUCUCUCUCUCUCUCUCUCUCUCUCUCUCUCUCUCUCUCUCUCUCUCUCUCUCUCUCUCUCUCUCUCUCUCUCUCUCUCUCUCUCUCUCUCUCUCUCUCUCUCUCUCUCUCUCUCGUUCUCUGCUUCUCUCUCGGUCUGUCUCUCUUUCUCUGCUUCUCUCUCUCAAUCUCGGUCUCUCUUUGCGAGGCAUGCGCAUUCGUAAGAAUGCAGCAAUUUUGCUGCAGGAACUAUUAAUAUUUUCCAGCCAUUUCUCCUUUCCUCUAUAGCUGAUAAUGACCAUUGCCGGUUGUGUUAUUUUCGAAGAAGAUGGAGAAGACUAAAGUAGAGAUCAUUUGUUCAUAUUUUACUCAAAAGAGGUCCUAUUCAAAUAUUUAUAUUAAAAUAUGACUUUUUUAUAUCUAUGUAAAACAACUGUAAUGGAACUGCCUGGCAUUAUAUAGCUGCACCCGUAGGCAGUCCCAUUUAGAGAUCCUUUAGAUCAGGGGUCGGCAAGCAGACACUUUUGGUCCCUCCCAUCAAAUAAGAUGUAUCUGGAGCUUCAAAAGCUGUUCAACCCCUAAAAUGAAGACAACACAACAUCUAGCGUUUUACAUAUAGUUAUACUACAUAUCAAAAAACCAAUAGCCUAUCGUUUGUUGCAUUAAUGAAAUGUGUUGGUGUAGGAUGUGACCCUUAUGUUAGUUUACAAAAUAUGAAAACACUUUAUUUAGCUAUUUAAGUGUCACACUAUCACCUUGAUCUCCAAAAUAAGAGAUGUUCCCUUUGAGAUAAAGGGUUAGUAAUACAAUUGUUUGUAUUAUUAAUGUCAAAAAGAAUCCAAGCUGCAUGGAGCCGCCGCAGAGGGGUGGACGAGCCACAGGUUGCCGACCCCUGCCUUAGUCACCCAAAGCACUGUGCCCCACCUCGCAGGGUCCUCUGACCUCCACCCUCCCUCCCCUUCACGUUGAACAGUGACAAUGGUGUGCCUUUUUCUUUUUCUUUUUAUCCAAUGGAUUCCUUCUAAAAAAAAACAUUUUGUUUCUCAGUGGACAUGUUGAAUUUACUGCUGGACAUUCUUGAAGAUACUGACAUUUGAUGUUGUGGGCCGUUUGCUGUUUGCUGCAUGCGUUUGGAUGAAAUCAAAGCAGGAGUCUGUACGUACUGAGAUGCAUGUAGCCAUGAGCACUUUACCUCAGCCCCCCCCAGUGAGCCGGAGCUGUAGGCCUCCCUGUUAAAGGUGUCCCUGUUAAAGGUGUCUGUCAGGGCCAAUGUUUGUCUUUUUUAGAUGGUUUGCUUUGUUCUAAGGGGAGCUGGUUUUCUAUGCCAAAUUAUUUCCGUUUGUUAGCUACUAUGCUUUAUGUAUGCUCUUGUUUUUCAAUCUUCCUUUGAUGUUUUACUUUUACUCUUGAAUCUUUUCCCCUAAAAUAUACUAUUUAUCCACUUAGUUGGCUGACCAACCACUUCUCCAGAUGCUUGUUUAUGUCCUGUGUCCGUUUUACCUUAAACUCCAAAGUCAACACAUAAAUAUCAAUCUAGCUAGCUAAAGGUUUUGGAGAUUGUUUUUCCAAUACAAUGACAGUGUGUCGUACCAAGUACAUUCCUCUGUUCCCUCCCAGGAAGGUUUUAGAAUUAGCCUUUUAAAGCUAGUGGACUUUAAGAUACAAGGUCUAGUUAGCAAAUGACAGAACCAUGCAGUGAUGAUGAGGCUUACCAAUGAACUUAGCUUUAACACCCCAUCUGGUGUCAGGAGGUUCUGAGAUGUUAUCCACAAUAUACCUUGAAACACCUUUCCUGUGUGUAGUCAGUUGAAUCAGGAGAAGCUGCUGCCUGCAGGCUGUGAAUUGACUUUUGUACAGGUACAUUUAACCAUAACAUAUCAAAUGUCCCUAUGUAACUAUAGGCUACUGAUAUAGUUUGGCCGUGUGGAUCGUGCGUUUAAGUUUAGAUUGGUGCAAUAAAGGCGGGCAUCUUGAUCCCCAAACAAGGUAAACAUGUCUGAUAAUCACCUUUCAAAAGAGAAUGUCAAAUGUGUCUUUUCAUUUGCUUGAAUUAUCUUAGCAAAACAUAAAAUGUGAUUUAUAAAUAAUUGUAGGCUUUAUUUGAUUUGACUCAGUGGUCCCUCUGAAAUGUAUUCAGAAGCUGGACCUGGUUGUAGUUCCAUCCCUCAGUCUACCAAGUCCCCUCUAAAGGGAACAUUUUGAAACUGAUUCAAUUAUUGUUCAUAGCCAGUCCUGUUGAGUAUAACAAUUCUUUAUUUGUAUGAACAGUACAUAUUUUGGUCCACAUAAAACAAUGAUGGUAGCAGUAUUUGCUUGCAUUACACAUCAUAAAAAAGGAGGAAAGUGAGAGAAAGGCAGGGGGCAGAAGAACAUCCUUUGAGCCAUCUAUUGUUUCUAACCCUAGUAUUCCCCGUCUCAUGCUACAGAGGCCCAGGUGUAUUCUGGGUAAUAACAAGUGCAUAGCGUAGCACAAGAGCACUCACCUCAGCCUACCUGGAAAUCUAAAAAUAAGUACUUGAAGGAUGAGAUGUACUUCUUUACAUUUAAAAAUCAACUUGCAUCAGACAAACACUUUUCUUAAACCGUCACCGACAGUGAGAGAUGCUAAUAUUUUAGGAAUGUCUUGCAAGGUUCAAGAAGGUCAGAAGGUAGAAACACCGGUCAGAGAGGCACCAAGUGUCUGGAGUGAAGCAGCAGUGGUCCAAUGAGAUGAAGGAGAGGAGGACCUGAGAGCACACUGCUGAAGAGCUUCGCAUUCAUACAUCCUCCUCUUCCUCCUCGUCGUCAUAGUGACGGUUCCGUUUGAUCAUCUCCUCCACAGACAGCGCCUCCUUCUCUGGUGGCGUCUCCUCCUCGCGGUCCCAGGGGCCCGCGUCCUGGAGGGCCGGGUCGCCGACGGCCCCCUGCUCGCUGUCGGCGGACGACAGCCCGGCGGGCUCCAU